This is a messenger RNA of Saprolegnia parasitica CBS 223.65, 1464 nucleotides long. RefSeq lists its product as hypothetical. Lineage: Eukaryota; Oomycota; Saprolegniomycetes; Saprolegniales; Saprolegniaceae. The coding region runs from base 1 to 1464 and encodes 487 amino acids. The transcript has a single exon. The record is from RefSeq and is a predicted model, not a curated record.
AUGGACGCGAUCGAGGCUGCGUUGGCCGCCAACUUCGCCUACGUGCGCGCGCUCGAGGCCUACGUGCAGACGUGCGACACGAAGGAGGCCGAGAUCCACGACCGGCUGCGGGCAAUCCGCGCGCGGAAGCGCGGGCGCCACGACGUGGUGCUGGCCGACAAGGUCGCCGCCGCGACCGCGAGCCGGGUCACGUACACCGAGGUGCAUCUCGCAAUGCAGCCGCCGCCGCAAACGCUUCCGCGCGGUACGAAGAAGCGGCUUCUCGGUGCGUACCGUGAGAAGCGGUCGGCGUUCUUCCAAGUACCCUGCGCGCGCGUCCACGGCGGUAGUGUGAGCCUGUACUACACCAACCCGGACGUGCAACACUUGACGAUCAUCCAGCAGCGGUACCCGGACCCGAAGAUGCUUCUGUUUCGCAAGUGGAAGCCCGCCGAGGUGAGUGGCCUCAACAAGGCGAUCGUUGCGCUCGACGAUGACGACGGCACGUCGUCCAUCGAUUGGGAGCGGGUGCGCGCCAAGGCGGGGCUGGCCGACCGAACGCCGCGUGCGUGCCAGCUGCGGCAUUUGAUUCUGCAAGAGGAGAUGCUCGAGAAGGCGUGUGCGUGGACACCACGCGAAGACGAAGCGCUCGCCCGCCUCGUUGCCACCAGCCACGACUGGCCAGCGAUUGCAAACACACUGCACACCGAGCACGGGUUUCCACCCCGCCUUCCCGUGUCGUGCCUCAUUCGGUACCAAACCAUGUGCAACAACGACUUGUUUCCGAGCGUGUGGACACCGGAAGAAGACGAGCUGCUGCGCGACGUCAUGGCGACGAUGGCCGGGAACGAGAGCAACAUUUGGCGCCUCGUGGCUGAGAAACUCGCGAUCGGGCACACGCCCGACCAGUGCGGGUACCGGUGGCGCAACCACCUCUGUCCUACCGUCAAGACGGGCCAUUUCUCGGUCGAGGAAGACCGGCGACUGCUGCUCGCCAUGUAUGUCGUGGCCGCCGACGCCGACGGCGGUAUGACUGCCCGCUCGAAUUUGGAUUGGCACAAGGUCCAAGACCUCAUGCCCGGUCGCACGAACGUCAUGUGCAGCCAGCGCUACCGCGACUCGCUCAACCCGUUCAAAAAAUACGACCAUUUUACGGAAGCCGACGACAUGGUGAUCGCCGAGGGCAUCCGGCUCCAUGGCACCAACGCCUGGCCGGACAUUGCCGCCAUGCUGCCCGGGCGGUACCCGGACCAGAUUCGGAAGCGCUGGCGCGCCAUCCAGCAGCGGUUCGACGUCGAGGAAGACGACGCGCCGACCGUGCGGGUGCGCGGGAAGGCGACCGCGUCCUCGGUCGUCAAGACGCUUCGGCGCACGACCCGCGUCGCAAAAUCUACUACCAAGCGAAAGAAGAGCCAGCCAACGAAGGCUACUACCAGCAUGGAGCAAACCGACGUUGUGCCCUUGUCGGGUGUGUUCCUUAUUUAA